Molecule: messenger RNA, 2350 nt
Organism: Octopus sinensis (East Asian common octopus)
Lineage: Eukaryota; Metazoa; Mollusca; Cephalopoda; Octopoda; Octopodidae
Product: protein SDA1 homolog
Exons: 20
Coding region: 70-2316 (748 amino acids)
Biological process (GO): ribosomal large subunit export from nucleus; ribosomal large subunit biogenesis
Cellular component (GO): nucleolus
Source: RefSeq, a predicted model, not a curated record
CAUAAUUUCCUUCUGCACCGUACACUUCCGACUCUAAGACUCCUCGGUAUUCUACUUUUGUCGACCAAAAUGUCGAGUCGGCACCACAACCAGUUACCAAAUAAUUUACCACAGUUACAGAAUUUGAUUAAACGAGAUCCACAAUCGUAUUGCGAUGAGUUUUUGCAACAACACCAGCACUUCAUUUCAACUUUGGAAAUUUUUCAACUUAAACCCAGUCAGUACUCCAAGAGUUUGGAUGAAAUGAUCAUGUUCCUAGCACAGGUAGCACAUUGUUAUGCAGAGCAUCUGACUGAUUUCCCCCAGCAACUUAAAGAAUUGCUUUUGAGACAUUCUACGGUAUUGGACCCUACUAUAAGAAUGUCCCUUUGCCGUGCCCUAAUUCUUUUAAGGAAUAAAAGUUUGAUAUCAGGUGUAGAUCUGUUGCAACUGUUUUUCCAACUCUUCAUCUGCUCGGACAAACUUCUUCGAAAAACCCUUUAUUCAUAUGUUGUAUCAGAUAUCUACAAUGUAAAUGCCAAACAUAAAAAUGGCAAAUUGAACAGGACUUUGCAAAAUUUCAUGUAUGACAUGUUGAAGGACAGCAAUGCAAUUGCAGCUAAAAAGUCUCUGGAUGUUAUGAUUGAGCUGUAUCGAAGAAACACAUGGAAAGAUGCCAAAACAGUCAAUGUUAUCAGCACAGCAUGUUUCUCAAAAGUAACCAAGAUAAUGGUAGCCGCCUUGAAGUUCUUUUUGAGUAUUGACCCAACUCAUGACAGUGAGAGCGAGAGUGAGGAAGAGAACGUGAUGAGCAAAAAGAGCACAGCUGAUCUACUUUUGGGAAACAGAGUCAGUAAAAAAACGAAGAAGCGUCGGAAGCGGUUGAAUAGGGCUCUUGAUGUUUUGAAGAAACACAAGAAGAAGAAGAGACCUGCCUGUGUCAACUUCUCAACCCUUCAUCUGCUUCAUGAUCCACAAGAAUUUGCCGAUCGUUUGUUCAAACAGCUACAAUCUAGUAGUGAGUAUUAUGAUGUUAAGAUCCUCAUGAUGGAUCUGAUCUCUAGACUAAUUGGAGUCCAUCAGCUUUUUCUGCUGAAUUUUUAUCCUUUUAUUCAAAAAUACUUGCAGCCCCGACAAAAAGAUGUGACUAAGAUUCUGUUAUUUGCUGCCCAGGCUAGCCAUGAUCUUGUCCCUCCUGAUGUUAUAGAGAAUAUCGUUAAAACUAUUGCCUACAACUUCAUAACAGAACGAAAUUCUGCCGAUGCCAUUGCUGUUGGUUUAAAUGCUGUGAAAGAGAUUAUUUCUCGUUGUCCAUUGGCAUUGACUGAAGAGCUUAUACAAGAUUUAGCUCAGUAUAAGUCCAGUCGGGAAAAAGCUGUCUCCAUGGCGAGUCGAGGAUUAAUACAAGUGGUGAAGCAGAUCAAUCCCAAUAUUCUGAACAAGAAAGACAGGGGUCGAUUGACUGAAGCUAUGCAAGAAGCAGAACUAGCAUCUUAUGGAGACACUCAAGCCAAAAGUUACCUGCCAGGUGCGGAGGUUUUGCUUGAAGAAUUAGACAGUUCGAAAGUAACAGAAGAUGGCAAAACAGAUGCUGAAGGCACGGCAGAAACAGCUACAGCAGAUGAGGGGAAAAAACAAACAGAAAAUAGUGAUGAUGAUGAGGAAGAGGAGGAAGCAGUUGAUGAUGAAGACAGUGACAAUGAUGGCUGGGAAAGUUGUAGUAGUGAAGAAAUUGAAGAUGAAAGUGGAGAAUGGGUUGAUGUGAAUGAAGCAGCAAAAGAAGAAGACUCAACUAAAUCUGAGGUUCCAAAAGAUACCAAAACCAAACAGAAGAAAGUAAAAGUUUCAAAAGCAAAGGUUUUGGUCAAGCAGGAACUGGAAGAGAAGAAACAAUCUGCUUUGCAAAUAUCAGAUACAAGGAUUUUUACAGAGAUUGACUUUGAGAAGAUCAACCAUGCUUUGGUGAAAAAGCAAUUGGAUCCUGUACAGAAACGCAAGAGGAAGCGUGCUGAUGAAGCUCUUGAAAAAGAGCUGGCACCAAGAAAAGAAAUUCUUGAACUUUCCUUGAUUGAGAUGAUUCAUAAGAAGAGAAAGCACGACAAAGAAGCUCGUCUCGCCACAGUGCAAGCUGGAAAGACCGAGAGAGAACAAUUUGGUAAAGCACGUCCGAAGCGAAAUCCCAAUGCCAGUUCAACUAACAAGGAAAAGAAGAGAAACAAGAACUUCAUGAUGGUCAAGCACAAACUUUUAGGCAAGAAAAACAAGCGUUCUUUCAGGGAAAAACAGGUGGCUUUAAGAGAUGCUUUAUUGAAGAAACAGAGGACAAUGAGGAAAUAAAUGUAUAUAUUUUUAAUAAACAUAUAAAGAAAAG